AUGAUCGUCAUCCAGGGAGAGUACAGUCCUGGGCGGUGGACUUCCAUGGACGCCGGACUCGGAAGGAAUGGCGAAUGCCAGUGGGGUCAGUGUAUCGGGGAGCAGUGUGGUUCUGGUGGGGUUCAGUCAAGGACAAUAUGGUGUGUCCACAUGGAGGGCUGGACCACCCACCAUACCCACUGCCAGCACAUGGACAAGCCAGAAAGCCAGCGUCACUGCUUUAAGGUCUGCGACUGGCACCAGAACCUGUUUGAGUGGGAGGUGUCACACUGGGGGGGCUGUGUUCUCGUCCCUUUCUUCUCCAACGAGCUCAAGUUGAGGAUGGCCGAGUGCAUAACGGCGCAGCACGGCAUCCAGAGGCGCAAAGUCCACUGUGUGCGCACUUCAAACCGUACCACAGUCAAUUUGAGGAUAUGUGAGUUCUUUUCCCAGAAGCCACCUGUGGAGCAGGCGUGCCUCAUCCCCUGCCCCCAGGACUGUGUAGUUUCAGACUUUACGUCCUGGUCCAGUUGCAGCAAAACGUGCGGCACUGGCAUGCAGCAUCGGACUCGACAUGUUCUGGCCACGCCAAUGUUCGGAGGGGAAAGCUGCCCCAAUUUGACAGAGACCAGGACUUGUUCUGGUUAUGUUGACUGCCCUGCUGGGGAGGGGGAGUACCAGUACAGCCUUAAAGUAGGGGCCUGGAGCGAGUGCCGACUUCCGUAUCACAAGGACGCCCUGUUGAGUGGCAGGACCACAGUGGACUUCAGCUCCAAUGAGAACAACACAGUCACAUUGCACAUGCAGACCUCCCACCACCACCAUCACGCCCACCACCACCACGAUAACCCCAUGUCAUGGGAGCUGGAGGUGGGAUACCAGACACGACAAGUGCGCUGCACACGGAGCGACGGCAAGAACGCUAUGCUGAGCCUCUGUACCAGGGGCAAUGCCCCCUUGACCUUUCAGGGCUGUGUGAUGCCCAAAGACUGUCACACUUCUGAUUGGUCAUCGUGGAGUCCCUGCUCCAAGACCUGCCGCUCCGCCGACCUGUCGCCUGGUUACCGCCUCCGGUCACGCAUCAUGACGCAGAUCCCCGUCCGAGGGGGGGAGCGCUGUCCUGCCCUUGAGGAAAAAGAAGCCUGCAACAUCAUAGGAGAUUUGCUUCCAAACUGCCCGAGGUAUGUGUGGAGGGCCACUGACUGGGACGACUGUCGAAUCCUCCCCUUACUGAGCCAUCAGGACCAGCGGCUGGCCAACAUCUCCAUCCUGUGUGGAAGUGGGAUCCAGACCAGGAAGACCUACUGUGUUCAGGUCCCCGACGACUCAGCACCACAUCACAGGAAGGAGGUGUCCAGGCCUGUGAUUGGCAGGCUGUGCGCGGGUGAAGACCCCCCCUCGGCCGUUCAGCAGUGCUCCAUCCCCUGCCAGCCCCUCUGCUUGCUCUCCCAGUGGUCCCCCUGGGGCACCUGCCUACAUGACAACUGCAAAGAACCACAGGGGAAGAAAGGUUUCAGACAGAGGAGGAGAGAGGUGUUGUGGGAGUCCAGCAGUCCUCCGGAGACCUGCCCUCAUUUGGUGGAGUCCAUCCCCUGUGAGGAUCCCGCCUGCUACCUGUGGAAGGUCCACCAGGAAGAAAGAUGUGUCCCCAAUAACAGCUCCUGUGGUCCGGGAUCUGCAGCCAGGAAUGUGACCUGUAUCAGCGCUGAAGGGGAGGAUGUGCCCGUUGCUCACUGUGUAGACGACCACCCCCAACCAGCAGUGUCCUGCGACGUGGCCUGUCCUGCAGACUGUGUGGUUGGCCCCUGGUCGUCCUGGUUACCCUGCUCACACAGCUGUGCCACCAAGUCAGCCGAGGGUCGACAGAGCCGCACUCGCACUGUGCUUGCCAUCCCAGGGAACGAGGGGAGGGGGUGUCCUGCAGCUCCAGCCCUGGAGGAGUGGAGGGUCUGCAACGACCACCCUUGUAUGAUGCUGUAUUGGGAGGCGUCAGCGUGGGGACCCUGUAUUGAGGAUUCCCCCAUGGACCUCAAUGGAACCAGCUUCCUGAACGGGACUCUCACCUGUGCCAUGGGGGUUCAGAUCCGCAAAGUCAGCUGCAUAAAGACGAACGUUGGACCUGUCACAAGUAAAAGGUGCUCAGAUUCUGCUCGUCCACAAACCGUCCGGCCCUGUUUGCUCCCCUGCAAGACAGACUGCGUUGUUACACCCUUCAGCGAAUGGACGGCCUGCCCAUCAACCUGUAUGCCAGGAAAUGACACUGCUGCUACACAGUCUCGAUACAGGACCAUCAUUCAGAGGUCUGCUAAUGGAGGUCAAGAGUGCCCAGACACACUGUAUGAGGAGAGAGAGUGUGAAUCGCUUCCUGUGUGUCCGGACUAUAGUUGGAGAACACACAAGUGGCACAGCUGCAGUUUGGUUCCCGAGUCUGUUCGCCGUGGAUUGUCUGGACCGGCAGAAGCCUGUGGAAAUGGUCUGGAAACAAGAGGCGAGUGUUUUUCUCUUCUCUGCUAUCAUGCUCUGUACACUUGUCAGCCGCUGCCAUUUUAA
Molecule: messenger RNA, 2529 nt
Organism: Notothenia coriiceps (black rockcod)
Lineage: Eukaryota; Metazoa; Chordata; Actinopteri; Perciformes; Nototheniidae
Product: thrombospondin type-1 domain-containing protein 7B-like
Exons: 11
Coding region: 1-2529 (842 amino acids)
Biological process (GO): actin cytoskeleton organization
Cellular component (GO): plasma membrane
Source: RefSeq, a predicted model, not a curated record